UCUCAUGGCAACUUCCCAAAACUGAGAGUGUAAAAAAAUAUUGGAUUGAGCUUUGGCAGGAUUCAAAAAAAGAAAUUAAAAAAAUCAACUGCUCCAGUUCUGAAAAUACGAACUAUGUAGUUCCCAGUCUUUUCCCUUCAAGAAUAUACAUGUUGAGGAUGGUUCUAAUCUACCAAAGCAACUUUUCAAGUAAAUCCUCAGCAACAGUUUUUCACACCAAAGCAGGAAUUCCAGGAAUACCUGGUAUACCCCAAAUUCAGCAAGAUUAUGUUAUGUGGACUGCAGCAGAAAAUCACGGAAGCUUUAUAACCUGCUACAUUCUACAAAUAAGAUCCUUACAGAAUGAGACAUUGUCGAAGACCAAUAACUCAAAUAUUUGGGUAACUGUACAUCAAGGUCCUUGCAACACAAGUGUCUGCUCUUGGCAUUAUGGAGAUCUCCAGGGAAUAUACCACUUUCGAGUUUGCAGCAGAUGCAGCCUGAACAAGAACAAACAAAGGGGCAAUCCAACCACUUUUCCUGUGAGUUACCAUCCAGAUUUAGAACUGGCACAUCUUCGAGGAAUGCGUACUGCUGUUAUCCAAACCAAUGUCUGGUAUUCAUCCAGCUACCUGCCCACACAGCUAGAAUUGGAGUCUCUUCCCAUUUUUCCCAGGGAUCAACUUACCUUGAUGAGCUUCCUUGGAAGUGGAGCUUUUGGGGAAGUUUUUGAAGGUGUGGCAAAAGAUAUCAUGGCCCCAGGCACAGGAGACCUAAAGGUGGCUGUGAAAACUCUGAGAAAAGGAGCAACUGAUUUAGAGAAAUCUGAAUUUCUUAAGGAAGCUUGUUUAAUGAGCCAUUUUGAUCACCCUCACAUUAUAAAGCUUUGGGGAGUCUGCCUGCAAAAUGAGCCACAGUUCCUUUUGCUGGAGUUAAUGGAAGGGAAAGAUUUGCUCAGUUUUCUUCGUGGAGCCCGGGGAACUCCAGACCCUCUCCUUGGCAUUGGUGACUUAAUUGCCAUUUGUAUUGACGUAGCAAGAGGAUGUGCCUACUUAGAGAAAAUGCACUUUGUUCACAGAGACCUUGCUGCCAGAAACUGCUUAGUUUCUGUGAAGGAAUAUACUAGCCGUUCCCGUAAAGUAAAAAUUGGUGACUUUGGUUUAGCCAGAGAUAUUUACAAGAAUGACUAUUACCGGAAAGAAGGAGAAAGUCUACUUCCUGUUAGAUGGAUGUCACCUGAGAGUUUGAUCGAUGGUGUAUUCACAAACCAAUCCGAUGUCUGGUCUUUUGGUGUUCUGAUGUGGGAGGUCAUGACUUUAGGACAACAGCCAUAUCCAGCUCGAACUAACCUUGAAGUUUUACACUUUGUAAGAAGUGGUGGAAGACUUGAGAGGCCUUGCAAUUGUCCUGAUGAUAUAUACCAGUUGAUGUUAAAAUGUUGGACAAGUGAGCCCUACAAGAGACCAUCCUUCUGGUUCAUUGACAGCUGUUUGGAACACCUGGAAAAGAUGUCUACAGACAUCCCUGGUGCUUUAGGAUACUACAAUGAUAGCUACAGAGAGUAUGACAUCUCCCAGGGUAUUGUCAAUCAAGCAUUUGAAGAACGCAUGACUAUAGAUUUCAGCAGUCCUGAUUUCCCAGGUAUCCUGUCUCACCAUGCUGUCCUGCUGUGA
Dromiciops gliroides (monito del monte) is the source of this 1652-nucleotide messenger RNA. Its product is annotated as proto-oncogene tyrosine-protein kinase ROS-like. The transcript is spliced from 13 exons. Bases 150 to 1652 code for a protein of 500 amino acids. Gene Ontology annotation, biological process: regulation of TOR signaling; positive regulation of kinase activity; multicellular organism development. Gene Ontology annotation, molecular function: transmembrane receptor protein tyrosine kinase activity; ATP binding; protein binding. The record is from RefSeq and is a predicted model, not a curated record. Lineage: Eukaryota; Metazoa; Chordata; Mammalia; Microbiotheria; Microbiotheriidae. Gene Ontology annotation, cellular component: membrane; signaling receptor complex.